AUGAGGUGCUCUCCUGGAAACUUGCACCCGACAGUUACCCCCCAGGCCUACGAGAAGCGCUUCCCUACCUGCCCACUGAUCCCAGUCUUCCUGGGCAGCGAGGUCCUGCGUGAGUCCCGCAGCGCGGAUGGCGCGGUGCACGUGGUGGAGCGGAGCUGCCGGCUGCGUGUGGAGGCCCCACGGCUGCUGUGGAAGAUCGCAGGCGUGGAGCAUGUGGUCUUUGUGCAGAGAAACGUCUUGAACUGGAAAGAGAGAACGCUCUGCAUCGAAGCGCACAAUGAGACCUUCGCCAGCCGCGUGGUGGUCAAGGAGAACUGCAGCUACAGGGUCCACCCAGAGAAUGAAGAGUGGACUUGCUUUGAGCAAUCCGCCUCACUCGACAUCCGGUCCUUCUUUGGCUUUGAAAGUGCCUUGGAGAAGAUUGCCAUGAAGCAGUACACAGCCAACGUCAAGAGGGGCAAGGAGGUGAUCGAAUAUUACCUGAAUGAGCUCAUCUCCCAGGGCACCUCCCACAUUCCCCGGUGGACGCCUGCUCUGGUCCGAGAAGAGGAUGCCCGUUCCCAGGCUGGACUGGGGGAUCCCGGCUCCUCGGAGGUCGACAGGCCCAGCAGCGCCCAGGGUCCCACUUCUGAGAUGGUCGGUACCGAUGGAGCCAAGCUGGAGGCGGACUACAUUGAGAGGUGCCUCGGCCAUCUCACACCCAUGCAGGAGAGCUGCUUGAUCCAGCUUCGGCACUGGCUGCAGGAGACCCACAAAGGCAAGAUUCCCAAAGAUGAGCACAUCCUUCGGUUCCUGCGGGCUCGUGACUUCCACCUGGACAAGGCCCGGGAGAUGCUGUGCCAGUCCCUGAGCUGGCGAAAGCAGCACCAGGUGGAUCUCCUUCUUCAGACCUGGCGCCCCCCUGCCCUCCUGGAGGAGUUCUAUGCGGGGGGCUGGCACUACCAGGAUACAGAUGGCCGCCCGCUAUACAUUUUGCGCCUGGGCCACAUGGACACCAAAGGCCUGAUGAAGGCUGUCGGGGAGGAGGCACUGCUGCAGCACGUUCUUUCUGUCAACGAGGAAGGACAGAAGAGGUGUGAAGGGAAUACCAAAAAGUUUGGCCGCCCCAUCAGGCAAGAACCCUGCAGGAGACAAAUUCCCUCAAACAGUAAAAACAGCCAAGGUUCACUAAACAUGGAUGCUGUGUUAGGCAGCGUGCUAGGCGCCCCUCAGAAAUGUAAUGUCCCCGAAGGAGGGCUGGUCCCCAAGUCCCUCUAUCUGACAGAAGAGGAGCAGGAGCACGCAGACCAGAUGCACCAGUGGAGAGAGACCUACCAGUCAGCCAGCGUGCUCCGUGGGGCCCCCCACGAGGUCACAGUGGAGAUUCUGGAGGGGGAGUCAGUCAUUACCUGGGACUUCGACAUCCUGCGAGGGGACGUGGUGUUCAGCCUGUACUACACCAAGCAGGUGCCCAAGCUGGGCCCCCGGGAGCCUGGGGCCAGGGCCAGCGGGCAGCUGACAGAUAAAGGCUGGGCCCGGGGGACAGACUACAGUCGUGUGGAGGCCCCCCUCGUCUGCCGAGAAGGGGAGAGCAUCCAGGGCUCCCAUGUGACCCGGUGGCCUGGUACCUACCUGCUCCAGUGGCAAAUGCACGACCCCCUCGGCAAUGUGGUGGAGGACGUCCUGACAGCCCUGCACAGCCCCGGUCCUAGGUGCAAACUCCUCUACUACUACGAGGUGCUGGCGUCUGAGGACUUCAGGGGUGGGGCCCUGAUCAGCCCCUUCAUCAACGAGAACACCAGGCAGAAGUUCCUCAUUUGCAGUGGCAGCAACUACCAGGGCCCUGGAGGCCUCGUGGACUACCUGGAUCAAGAAGUGAUCCCCGACUUCCUGGGGGGAGAGUGCCUGGGGCAGGUGCUAGGCUGGGCCCUGGGGGGGAUGAGGCAGAUGGCGUCUCCUGUCAUGGAGCAGGAGACCACAUAA
Messenger RNA from Hipposideros armiger (great roundleaf bat), 1962 nucleotides. RefSeq names its product SEC14 like lipid binding 5 (gene SEC14L5). The record is from RefSeq and is a predicted model, not a curated record. The transcript has 15 exons. Lineage: Eukaryota; Metazoa; Chordata; Mammalia; Chiroptera; Hipposideridae. The coding region runs from base 1 to 1962 and encodes 653 amino acids. Gene Ontology annotation, cellular component: cytoplasm.